AUGACAGAACCUUUACAGACGACUACUAGUCGAGGCACUGAAUUAGAUUUGAAACCAUUCCCAUCAUAUCACAAUAAUAAUAACGAUACAGACGAUGAUAAUGACGAUAGCAGCAAUGAUCUGAAAGAAAGAGAAUCUCGUACUAGAACAAGAACAAAUUCUUUGAAAAUUUUACAAAAUGAACCAUACAAGGAUCACCGUCGUAGACGGUCCUCAAGUAUUAUAUCACAUGUGGAACCCGAAACAUUUGAAGAUGAAAACGAUCAAAAGGGUGUAUUGAAUAUGAAUGCAAAUUGGGUGGACCAACGUGGUGCUUGGUUAAUUCAUUUCGUGAUAAUUGCUUUAUUAAAAAUUUUUUUCAAUCUUUUACCAGGGAUCACUCCAAUUUGGUCCUGGACUCUAACGAACACAACCUACAUCGUCGGGUUUUAUAUUAUGUUUCAUUUAAUUAAAGGUACACCUUUUGAUUUUAAUGGUGGUGCAUUCGAUAACCUAACAAUGUGGGAACAAAUUGAUGAUGAAACUUUAUAUACACCUACAAGAAAAUUCUUGAUCAUUUUACCAAUAAUUUUAUUAUUAGUUUCAAAUCACUACGCUCAUUUCACUUAUAAGUUAUUCAUCUUUAAUUCUUUAAUUGUUUUAUUAAUUGGGGUCGUACCAAAAUUACCAUUAACUCAUAGAUUAAGAAUUUCAAUUCCAGGUAUUACAGGUCGUGCACAAAUUAGUUAA
This is a messenger RNA of Maudiozyma saulgeensis, 729 nucleotides long. The record is from the annotation of a GenBank genome assembly. Lineage: Eukaryota; Fungi; Ascomycota; Saccharomycetes; Saccharomycetales; Saccharomycetaceae.